Messenger RNA from Gorilla gorilla gorilla (western lowland gorilla), 945 nucleotides. Its product is annotated as olfactory receptor 10A3. Gene Ontology annotation, biological process: G protein-coupled receptor signaling pathway. The coding region runs from base 1 to 945 and encodes 314 amino acids. The transcript has a single exon. Lineage: Eukaryota; Metazoa; Chordata; Mammalia; Primates; Hominidae. The record is from RefSeq and is a predicted model, not a curated record. Gene Ontology annotation, molecular function: G protein-coupled receptor activity; olfactory receptor activity. Gene Ontology annotation, cellular component: membrane.
AUGAAAAGACAAAAUCAAAGCUGUGUGGUUGAAUUCAUCCUCCUGGGUUUUUCUAACUUUCCUGAGCUCCAGGUGCAGCUCUUUGGGGUUUUCCUAGUUAUUUAUGUGGUGACCCUGAUGGGAAAUGCCAUCAUUACAGUCGUCAUCUCCUUAAACCAGAGCCUCCAUGUUCCCAUGUACCUGUUCCUCCUGAACCUAUCUGUGGUGGAGGUGAGUUUCAGUGCAGUCAUUAUGCCUGAAAUGCUGGUGGUGCUCUCUACUGAGAAAACUAUGAUUUCUUUUGUGGGCUGUUUUGCACAGAUGUAUUUCAUCCUUCUUUUUGGUGGGACUGAAUGUUUUCUCCUGGGAGCGAUGGCUUAUGACCGAUUUGCUGCAAUUUGCCAUCCUCUGAACUACCCAGUGAUUAUGAACAGAGGGGUUUUUAUGAAAUUAGUAAUAUUCUCAUGGAUCUCAGGGAUCAUGGUGGCUACUGUGCAGACCACUUGGGUAUUUAGUUUUCCAUUUUGUGGCCCCAAUGAAAUUAAUCAUCUCUUCUGUGAGACUCCCCCGGUACUAGAGCUUGUGUGUGCAGACACCUUCUUAUUUGAAAUCUAUGCCUUCACAGGCACCAUUUUGAUUGUUAUGGUUCCUUUCUUGUUGAUCCUCUUGUCUUACAUUCGAGUUCUGUUUGCCAUCCUGAAGAUGCCAUCAACUACUGGGAGACAAAAGGCCUUUUCCACCUGUGCCUCUCACCUCACAUCUGUGACCCUGUUCUAUGGCACAGCCAAUAUGACUUAUUUACAACCCAAAUCUGGCUACUCACCAGAAACCAAGAAACUGAUGUCAUUGGCUUACACGUUGCUUACCCCUCUGCUCAAUCCGCUCAUCUAUAGCUUACGAAACAGUGAGAUGAAGAGGGCUUUGAUAAAAUUAUGGCGAAGAAAAGUGAUUUUACACACAUUCUGA